Molecule: messenger RNA, 4634 nt
Organism: Leptonychotes weddellii (Weddell seal)
Lineage: Eukaryota; Metazoa; Chordata; Mammalia; Carnivora; Phocidae
Source: RefSeq, a predicted model, not a curated record
UGGGAUCAUGACCUGAGCCGAAGGCAGACCUUAACGACUGAGCCCCCCAGGCGCCCCGAGAUUGUGUGUUUCUGACAAGCUCCCUUGUGAUGCUGAUGCACUGUUUCUUGAGUAUCAGGGACAGAAAUUGGAAGUAAAAAGGCUGAGUAAUAGAAUACAUUUUUAACCUCAGGGUCUUAUUUUGAAACUGUUUUUGUGUUAUUUAUAUUUCAGGCAUAUUAAUCUGAGAAGUGUACCCUUGAUUAUAAAUUGUGUGGCUCUGGUACUCACUUUUUUUUGAAGUUUUCAUUUAUUUAUUUGAGAGAGAGAACAAGCAGGGAGGGAGAAACAGACUCCCCGCCGAGCAGGGAGCCCGACAUGGGACUCGAUCCCAGGCCCCCGGGAUCAUGGCCUGAGCCGAAGGCAGACUAGGAACAGAAUGUUACAUUGUAGGUUUCUGAGGGCUGAGGGUUCUUCAGCUCUUCGCUAAGUGUGUGUGCUGAGUGUAUGCUAGCUGUCUAAGGUUCUGUGCCCUUCACAUCUCAUUUACUCCUCACCGUGGCCCUACAAGGCUCUCCAUCACCCUGUUUUUAGCCGAAGAAGGCGACCCAUGUCCUUGGUGAGGGUCUCAGAGCUCGGGUUGUGAGUCCAAAUCUGACUGCAAAGCCGCCUUUAUAGUGAGUGCCUCCCGUUUCCGUGUGAGCUUGUCCUAACUUCAUAGCUGCCCCUCACGAGAACCAGCUGUGGGGUCACUGUUCACCUGCUGCAGAGGAACCACUGGGAAUAAAAUUGCUCCUUCCUGGGUCUUUCCCCCAAGAGAAAGUCAGGUUGGGGCCCGGAGGCUGUGUCUUUCACUCCUGUCCAAGGUGGUUCAGGGGCGGCGUGCAGGAUGGCUGGUUGCCCCCCACCUCGGCCUCUUGGCUGUGCUGGGGUUCGUUUGGGGCCGUGAUACACCUGUUGAAAAGGGUAGGCCUGAUGAUGGCUUCCAUCUUUAGGAACAGCGCUUAAAGUUUUUGAAACAGCAAGAUCAGCGUCAGCAGCAACAAGCUGCUGAGCAGGAGAAGCUCAAGAGGCUGAAGGAGAUGGCUGAGAACCAAGAGGCUAAGCUAAAGAAGGUGCGCGCCCUGAAGGGCCACGUGGAGCAGAAGAGGCUGAGCAACGGCCGACUUGUGGAGGAGAUUGAGCAAAUGAAUAGUUUGUUCCAGCAAAAGCAGAGGGAGCUCGUUCUGGCCGUGUCCAAAGUGGAGGGGCUGACCAGACAGCUGGAGAUGCUCAAGAACGGCAGGAUGGACGGCCGGCACGACAGUCGUUCCGCCGCGGCCGAGCUCGACCGGCUCUACAAGGAGCUGCAGUUACGGAACACGUUGAAUCAGGAGCAGAAUGCCAAGUUGCAGCAGCAGCGCGAGUGUCUGAACCAGCGCAAUUCAGAGGUGGCGGCCAUGGACAAGCGAGUUAAUGAGCUGCGGGACCGGCUGUGGAAGAAGAAGGCGGCGCUGCAGCACAAGGAGAGCCUCCCGGUUUCAUCUGAUGGGAACCUGCCCCCGCAAGGGCUGCCGGCGCCCAGUCGCGUGGCCGCGGUGGGCCCCUACAUCCAGUCGUCCACGAUGCCCCGCGUCCCUUCGAGGCCCGAACUUGUGGUGAAGCCCGCUCUGCCGGAUGGCUCCUUGGCCACGCAGGCUCUGGAAGGGCCGCUCAAAGUACACACACUGCCCAACAUGCGAUCUGGGGCCACCUCCCAGACUAAAGGCUCUAAAAUCCAUCCACUCGGCCCCAACUGGAGCCCCCCAAGUGCAGACAUUUCUGCGAGCCAAGCCUCUGUGCCUGUGAGCUCGGGGGUUGCCCCGGACCAAGCUGAUGAUGGAGAGGUUCCUCUGAGGGAGAAGGAGAAGAAAGUGCGCCCCUUUUCGAUGUUUGACACGGUGGACCAGUCUGCCGCCCCGUCCCCCUUUGGGGCUCUGAGGAAAAACCAGAGCAGUGAGGACAUCUUGCGGGAUGCGCAGGCCGCAAAUAAAAAUGUGGCUAAAGUACCACCUCCUGUUCCAUCAAAACCAAAACAGAUUAAUUUGCCUUAUUUUGGGCAAACAAAUCAGUCAGCAUCAGACAUGAAGCUGGAUGGAAACCCUCAGCAGUUGUCAGCAGCUCUUGCGUCCGUGGGAAACAAACCAAAAACGGGGCAGCAGCAGAGGGUCGUGGUGGCCCCCGGUGCACCCUCGGCUGGCCAGGGCCAGGCCUUGUCUCCAGCUGGGAAGCAAGAGAGCCCCCCUGCCGCCGCCGUCCGGCCCUUCACUCCUCAGCCUUCCAAAGACGCCCCUCUCCCGCCCUUCCGAAAACCCCAGACCGUGGCAGCAAGCUCCAUAUACUCCAUGUACACACAGCAUCAGGCUCCUGGAAAAAACUUGCAGCAGGCCGUGCAGAGUGCGCUGACCAAGACGCAUUCCAGAGGGCCGCACUUCUCAACCGUAUACGGCAAGCCCGUGAUUGCGGCCGCCCAGAGCCAGCAGCAGCACCCGGAGAACGUGUAUUCCAGCGGCCAGAGCAAGCCCAGCAGUCCCGAGCCCGACGUGGAGCCCGUGUCCUCAGGCCAGGAGAGCCACGAGAACGAACGAAUUCCUCGGCCACUCAGCCCGACCAAACUGCUGCCCUUCUUGUCCAACCCCUACCGAAACCAGAGCGACGCCGACCUGGAAGCCUUGCGGAAGAAACUGUCCAACGCGCCACGGCCGCUCAAGAAACGGAGCUCGAUCACGGAGCCAGAGGGUCCGAAUGGGCCAAAUAUCCAGAAACUUCUGUACCAGAGGACUACCAUCGCUGCCAUGGAGACCAUCUCCGUCCCUUCGUAUCCGUCCAAGCCGACGUCAGUGGCGGCCGACUCCGAAAGCCCCAUAGAAAUCCAGAAUCCGUAUUUACACGUGGAGCCAGAGAAGGAGGCGGUCUCUCUGGUUCCUGAGCCAGUGUCCCCAGAGGAUGUGGGGAGCCCCAGUUCCGAGAGCAGUGACACGCCAGCCCUCUCCCCCAGCCUCGAUUAUGUGCCCGAAGGAGUCCCAGACAGCAGCCCAGAUUUCCAGAACAGUGUGGAAGAACCAAGUGCAGAGGCUCCCCAUCUGCUGGAAGUGUACCUGGAGGAGUACCCCCCAUACCCGCCCCCGCCGUACCCAUCUGGGGAGCCAGAAGGGCCGGGAGAAGACUCGGGCAGCAUGCGUCCACCCGAAAUCACAGGGCAGGUGUCCCUGCCUCCUGGCAAAAGGACAAACUUGCGUAAAACUGGUUCGGAAAGGAUUGCCCAUGGGAUGAGGGUGAAGUUCAACCCCCUUGCUUUACUUCUAGAUUCGUCUUUGGAGGGAGAAUUUGACCUUGUACAGAGAAUUAUUUAUGAGGUUGACGACCCGAGCCUGCCCAAUGACGAGGGCAUCACGGCUCUGCACAACGCUGUGUGUGCGGGCCACACGGAAAUCGUUAAGUUUCUAGUGCAGUUUGGUGUGAACGUCAAUGCCGCAGACAGUGAUGGAUGGACCCCGCUGCACUGUGCGGCCUCCUGCAACAACGUGCAGGUGUGUAAGUUCCUGGUAGAGUCCGGAGCCGCCGUGUUCGCCGCGACCUACAGCGACCUGCAGACCGCCGCAGACAAGUGUGAGGAGAUGGAGGAGGGCUACAGCCAGUGCUCACAGUUCCUUUACGGGGUUCAGGAGAAAAUGGGCAUCAUGAACAAAGGAGUCCUUUAUGCGCUCUGGGAUUAUGAGCCUCAGAAUGGUGACGAGCUGCCCAUGCGAGAGGGGGAUUGCAUGACUGUCAUCCGCCGGGAGGACGAGGAGGAGACCGAGUGGUGGUGGGCGCGCCUGCACGACCAGGAGGGCUACGUGCCGCGCAACCUGCUGGGGCUCUACCCAAGAAUUAAACCAAGGCAAAGGAGCUUGGCCUGAAACUUUACAGAAUUUUAGUGUCUGAAUAAUUAAUCUUUGUUAUCACUAAGAAGAAGUAAUGUGAUUGUUUUUGGCAAAAAUUUCACAAGACUGACUUUAAUGACAACGUAACUUGAAAGCAGUACAGAAUGUCCUCUGGAAGAAAAUGAAGGAUUGGGGAAUUUGCUAUCCGUGGGGGACAUUCAGCGUGAUGGACUGGAACUUAGAAGUCAGCUGAUCACACUGUUGGGGAACAGUGUUUACGGAGCACUUGGGAAGAUGAAAAGUGACCGUCCUGGUUUUCUCCAGAAAUAGGGCCAUUCAUUGGGCUCCUGGGAAGUUGGCUUCAUGUCCUGCUUGGUUGGUGUUUGUCCGCACCUCCCCUGCCCCAGCCAGAAAGGCCCAGUGCCACCGAGGCAGCACCUCUGCCUGUCCCCCCCUUAGGUCCCAGGGGACCCAGGGGACUCGGGUGCCCCGCGCACGCAUGUUGUUGGUGAAGAACUAACUGUUGGUCAGUUGUCGGCAAUCCCUUUAUGAUAGUUCUUCAGAAUUACACAUAUGUUUGAGAUAUUGGAACCAAGCUGUAGCACAGCUAAUUAGAUUUAGAACUUUGUUUUUAGGAGGAAUUUGAAUCUAUAUUUAUUGUCUUUUGUAUCUUGGAAAUUGGAGACUUGCUAUAUAGACUUACCCAUGAUAUUUGUCAAGAUCAUAGCUGACUUUAAAAACAAUUGUAAUAAAAUUAAACUUUUUGACUCCAAA